CAUUGGCUUCCGCUGUUAUGAAUGCUCAGCGGCCGUCAGGUGCGCCAGGGGAUCAUCCGCACUAUUUUGUACCAAAGAUUUUUCUGCAAUUUAUACACGUAAUGAUUGAAAAUUGAUUUCGCUUUGAAAGGCAAUGGGUUGUGUAUUUUGCUCUAGAAAUAACGUUCCUGUCGCUUUAAAGCUCCAGACAAAACGACUCAUAUGAUUUUGGACCUCCAAUCAACUCUCUCGUCUGUGAGAGUGCGAACCUUUCUGCACGCGGACAUGGCGAAGCAGGACAGAUGUCUACACAGAAGGGAUAUAAAUAACAGCUGUUUUUAUGAAGACGAAACAUUGAAAUGCUGAGGAGGAUAACCGAUGCUCCUUCGAGGCAGAGACCACUGAAUCACCAUGGUACUCAUAGUGGAGCAAACUGCUGAUCACCCAUCUCCAGAGUUCUCCCUGGUUGAGGAUGUGACCCUUCACUGCACCUUUUUGAUGGACAGACUGAACAAGCAGCGUCUGUUCCAGCCAGAUCUAUGUGACGUGGACAUCGUACUCCUGCAUCACCAGACGUCAUUCCGUGCUCAUAAGGGUGUGCUAGCAGCGUACAGCCCGUUCUUCCACUCGCUCUUUGCAUCGAGUAAGGAGCUGCAGCGAGUGGAGCUCUCUCUGGAGGCUCUUAGACCUCAAGGCCUGCAGCAAAUUCUGGACUUCAUCUACACCUCCAAGCUACUGGUCACCAGCUGCAAUGGCCAGGACGUGCUCAAAGCUGCCACUGUACUCCAGAUGAGCAACAUUGCCAGUUCCUGUAGUGAGCUUAUUAACAGAGGCUCGCUGGAUAUCAGAUCUUCUGUUGCCCAGCCGGAUGUCAGUGCUCAGAGCUGGUGUAAUAGCAACUCUGUAAAAUCCAACUUUCACAUGGAAAUCAAGCAAGAAAAUGACCCAACCUGUGCCAAAAUCUAUGUAGGGAAAAGUCAAGGUGGCUCAUAUGCUGUUCAAGUAGGAGAUAUAGGUUUGUUUAAAGUAGAAGGUGCAACCGGAACUUUGAAAGACUCAGAGGAUCUUGAUUCGUUUAAUAGAGAGCAAAUUAUUGUCGAGCUCAAUUUGAACAACCAGACCCUUAACGUGUCCAAAGGUUCAGAGGAUGGAUCUCCCAAAACACCCCCCUCACAACAGCAGGAUCAGGGAAUGAGGAAUGAUGAAUCAAGAGCUAAUGUGACUAUUGAGGAGGAUGGAGAGCCAAGUGAAGAAGGCACCAGUGAAGAGGAAGGCAACACAACUCAUUGUGACCACACGUUACCUGUAUUCAUGUCCCUACAGCAAACUCAGACCUCUGCUGAUGCAGGUGUGAUGGCCUCCAAGAAAGCCAAUAAAGGAUUGAGGCAGGUGAAGGGUCAUAGCAGGAGCGGUGAGGAACGUGAAGACCUGGAACAAAAGGAUAGAAUGGAGACUCAGAGUUUUUCUUGUGUAAGGUGCCCCAAGAUCUUCAACAACCGCUGGGUGCUGGAGAAACACACGAAUAUGACACAUAACCGCAUGCAGGUGUGUGAUAAGUGUGGCAAGCGCUUCCUCUUGGAGAGCGAGUUAUUGUUACAUCACCAGACUGACUGUGAAAAAACAAUACAGUGUCUGACUUGUGGAAAAGCCUUCAGGAAGCUCUGGUCCCUCCAUGAGCACAAUAAGAUUGUUCAUGGCUAUGCUGACAAAAAGUACACUUGUGAGAUCUGUGAGAAGAAAUUCUACACAAUGGCUCAUGUACGCAAACACAUGGUUGCCCACACAAAGGAGAUGCCGUUUACCUGUGAGACAUGUGGAAAGUCUUUUAAAAGGAGCAUGUCACUUAAAGUCCACUCUCUACAACACUCAGGAGAGAAGCCGUUCCAGUGUGAGGUCUGCAGUCAAUGUUUUCAAUACAAGUAUCAGCUACGUUCUCACAUGAGCAUCCACAUCGGACACAAGCAGUUUAUGUGUCAGUGGUGUGGGAAGGACUUCAACAUGAAACAGUAUUUUGAUGAACACAUGAAGACACACACAGGAGAGAAACCGUACAUAUGUGAGAUCUGUGGAAAGAGCUUUACAAGUCGACCCAAUAUGAAGCGUCAUCGUCGCACGCACACUGGAGAGAAGCCUUACCCCUGUGAAGUGUGCGGUCAGCGGUUCCGCUUCUCAAACAUGCUGAAAGCUCACAGAGAGAAGUGUUCGCAGGUCAGGAAUCCUCUGACAUUUGAGGUCUUUCAGAAUGUAACUCAUCCACUAUAACAAAUCAAAUGGAAGCAGCUAGAAAUCGAGAACUUCCAGUCAGGAUGGAAACACAGAGAUGUUGGAUCGGGAUCACAUCUGGAUGGUGUGUAGUCACUUUCCCAUCACGUUCACAGCUUACGCCACUCUUAUCUGCUGUAAGGACAGACUCCAGGAACCUGUAACUAAUGCUCUGUGAUAUAUUGUUUUGUUUAUAUAGAGAUGUAUUAUGUAGCAAAAGCUUUUUUUUUACUUUUGUUAUGUAGUUUUUUCUUGUUUUAAUAUUCCGUGCAUUUCCACAUUAAAUGCCACUGAAUAAGCUUAGUGCUAUGUUAAAACCUAGUUAAACAAGAAAUAUUGUAGCUUUAGCCCAUAUAUAGUAUACAGUAUACUACGUAUACUAAACAGUACAGAUGUUUUUGUGCACAGCAGUGUAUGUUUUUGUGCACAGUAGUAUAAACAGAUAUGAUUAUAGAGCUUUCAGUUUAUACUUUGUCUUUACAUUUUAUUGGUCUUAUGCUUUAAAUGUAUUGUUUGUUUUCGGGGUAAAGAUUUGAGCACUGCAAAAAAUGACUUUCUUAGUCUUUUUUUCUUGUUUUCCA
Triplophysa rosa is the source of this 2822-nucleotide messenger RNA. It is a transcript of the gene zbtb47a, whose product is annotated as zinc finger and BTB domain containing 47a. The transcript is spliced from 6 exons. The coding region runs from base 391 to 2241 and encodes 616 amino acids. Gene Ontology annotation, molecular function: DNA-binding transcription factor activity, RNA polymerase II-specific; protein binding; RNA polymerase II cis-regulatory region sequence-specific DNA binding. NCBI's taxonomy places the organism in Eukaryota, Metazoa, Chordata, Actinopteri, Cypriniformes, Nemacheilidae. Gene Ontology annotation, cellular component: nucleus. The record is from RefSeq and is a predicted model, not a curated record. Gene Ontology annotation, biological process: regulation of transcription by RNA polymerase II.